AUGGGGGCCUUGUGUGUGUUGCAGGUUGCCAAGUCCACUUUCAACAUGUCCGACAACGAGGAAGUGCCCCGCCCCCCCAUGACCAUGUUUUGUCUCCCUGUGUCUGCAGCGACCACGAACCUUCUCGUGUGCGCCCCUGACCUCCGACCCCCGGCGGCGGGGGGCGCACACGACAUUUCUAGCAUGGCGCGGUGGGGCAUGAGCGCCCGCAUGGGUCCCGCCGUACUCUUACCAUCAUCUUCUUCUCCUCCUUUUCUUCCUCCGUUCCUGAAGAGUAUGACGCCUCCCCCUCCCCCUCUGUCCCCCCCUCCUCUCUCCAUUAACGCCGCGCCCCCCUUCCCCCGACCCCUCCUUCCCCGCACUGCAUGCCGUGUAGUAGAGGAAGAGGAGGAGCUAGUAGAGGAAGUAGAGGUGUCCCCUGGGGCGGAAGAUGAAGCCGAGGUAGAACCAGAACCAGAACCGGAACCGGAACCAGAAGCGGAACCAGAAGCGGAACCAGAAGCUGAGGUAGACGCUGAGGCUGAGCUUGAAGAGGCCGUAGAAGAGGAAGAGGAGAGGCCAAAGUACAAGCCCUCCGGUCCGAAGAUCCCCGAUGGCGAGAAAGUGGACUUUGACGACAUCCAGAAGAAGCGUCAGAACAAAGACCUGGUGGAGCUGCAGACCCUGAUCGAGGCUCACUUUGAGUGCAGGAAGAAGGAGGAGGAGGAUAUUAUCGCCCUUAAAGACAGGAUUGACAAGCGUCGUGCUGAGAGGGCGGAGCAGCUGAGAGUGAGGACUGAGAAGGACAAGGAGCGUCAGGCCAGACGUGAGGAGGAGAGGAGGAUCAAGGAGGAGUCCGAUGCUAAGAAGAAAGCUGAUGAAGAAGCCAAGAAGAAAUCUGCAUUUUCCAACCUGGGCUCCAACUACGGCAGCCACCUUGCGAGAGCUGACCAGAAGAGAGGAGGAAAGAAGGAGACAGAAAGAGAGAAGAAGAAGAAGAUCUUGGCUGCCAGACGUAAACAACUCAACAUCGACCAUCUUAAUGAAGACAAACUCAAGGAUAAGAUCAAUGAGUUGUACGACUGGAUGUGUCAGCUGGAGUCUGAGAAGUUCGACCACACAGAGAGACUGAAGAGGCAGAAGUACGAGGUCACCACCCUGCGCAAGAGAGUGGAGGAGCUGAGCAAGUUCAGCAAAAAGGGAGCCGCCACCCGCCGCAGGAAGUAAGCCUCCGGCCGCAGGAAGUGCCUCGUCAGCUGAGAAGACGCCACGACGUCGCGCUGCGGUUGCAUCAUCAUCUUCAUCAUCCUCACCCUCAUCCUCAUCACGCUUGCCAUCGGGAGCCUUGAGCUGCUGUGCGAUAACCUUUGACCUCCUGGCCCUGCGCCGUUUGGUUGUCAGAGUUUUUGUAAAUAAAGUUUGACUCUUCAAGCUGCCA
This is a messenger RNA of Entelurus aequoreus (snake pipefish), 1417 nucleotides long. RefSeq names its product troponin T, fast skeletal muscle isoforms-like. Gene Ontology annotation, cellular component: troponin complex. NCBI's taxonomy places the organism in Eukaryota, Metazoa, Chordata, Actinopteri, Syngnathiformes, Syngnathidae. The transcript is spliced from 14 exons. Bases 1 to 1206 code for a protein of 401 amino acids. Gene Ontology annotation, biological process: regulation of muscle contraction; muscle contraction; sarcomere organization. The record is from RefSeq and is a predicted model, not a curated record. Gene Ontology annotation, molecular function: tropomyosin binding; troponin C binding; troponin I binding.